AUGCCAAGUAAGGAUCUCUUCGGUUACAAUCCGCUUCUUUGUGCGGUAAAAGCUAAGGCACUCAAAUGUGUUGAGGAAAUCCGUAAUGCUGGUGGAGUAAUUGAUAUUCCACAAUUUAAACUAGGCGUGGCUCAUCCACAAAUUGUUCUGUGGUGUAGACAUGAUUUAGUAUAUUUCGUUGCUCCACAACGUCUCUUAGCGCUUUAUCUCACUAUUUUUAAAUUAUACUACGGACAAAAGUUAUCACCUUACUUUUGGGGCUCAGCUCAGUUUAUAUUUGCCUUUUCAGGAGUAGAUCUUUGUCUCGCGGCUGCUCAUGGAGAUGUUGAGCAAUUACGAUGCUGGGAAGCAGCCGGGAGUGAGCUAGUUGAAACAGACUACGAUAGAAGGACAGCCCUGCAUGUGGUAAUUUUCAGGCGAACAAUAAGCCAGUAUUGA
Molecule: messenger RNA, 438 nt
Organism: Strongylus vulgaris
Lineage: Eukaryota; Metazoa; Nematoda; Chromadorea; Rhabditida; Strongylidae
Source: the annotation of a GenBank genome assembly